This is a messenger RNA of Sander lucioperca (pikeperch), 996 nucleotides long. Its product is annotated as galactose-specific lectin nattectin-like. NCBI's taxonomy places the organism in Eukaryota, Metazoa, Chordata, Actinopteri, Perciformes, Percidae. The transcript is spliced from 7 exons. The coding region runs from base 137 to 613 and encodes 158 amino acids. The record is from RefSeq and is a predicted model, not a curated record. Gene Ontology annotation, molecular function: signaling receptor activity.
AACUAGAAGGGUCAUGCAGGCGUAGACGUACUCUCUUGUGGUGCUUUGAUAAACUAUAUAAAGAGGGAAUAUCUUCCUUUACUGACAGUCAUCAGCUUGUUCUUCUCUGUGUCAGCCACUCAUCACCUCAGCAAAGAUGGCAUCAGGCUUUCCGUUUGCUUUGUUGCUCUGUUUGUCCAUCGGACUGUUAGCUCCAUCUUGUCAUGGACAAAACUCCUGCCCAGGUCCCUGCCCUCCUGGUUGGACUCAGUUCGGCUCUCGCUGUUUCAGUUUCAACAUCCAGGGAAGGAAUUGGACCGAUGCAGAGAUCUUCUGCAAGGCCGCCGGUGGGAAUCUGGCUUCAGUCCACUCAGAAGAGGAAUAUUCCUUCCUCAAAACCUACAUUAACCAAGUGAGCGGUGUAAUCGAACGGACCUGGAUGGGAGGCUUUGACUCAGUGCAGGAGGGCGUGUGGAUGUGGUCUGAUGGAUCCACAUUCGACUACAAAAGCUGGGCUCCGGGGCAGCCUGACAACACCGACGGAGUCGAGAACUGUCUUGAGAACUAUAAUGACAAAUGGAACGACAAUUCGUGUCCCAAAGUAUUUCCUUUCUUGUGCUCCAAGAACCUGUGAGGCCUCCCUCCAUCAUGAUCUCACUACAGCUCAUCUAUAAUCUCUAUCAUUGAUUAGAAGGAAACUGACUGGACUUUUAAUCUAGUAAAUAACACAAAAUGAAAUACAGAAAACAUUUAAAUACUCUGACAUCUUUUCCAUUUUAGUUUAGUGAAUAUUGUCUGUCAGCUCUGUCCAAAGGUAACAACAUCCACCUACCAGACAUGAGUGGUGAUGAUCUCCUCUUCAAAAAUGUCCAAAUAGAAAAUAAAAUCCAAAUGUUGUCAGAACUUUCUGUGAUACAAGAGGAGUUUGUGGUGUGUUGGGUUCUUUAUUCAUCUGUUUUCCUUCACUUUAUAAUCAAUAAGCAUUAAAAAAUAAAAGACAUAUUGUCACAAACAGUG